Dromiciops gliroides (monito del monte) is the source of this 573-nucleotide messenger RNA. Its product is annotated as group IID secretory phospholipase A2-like. The transcript is spliced from 5 exons. Lineage: Eukaryota; Metazoa; Chordata; Mammalia; Microbiotheria; Microbiotheriidae. Gene Ontology annotation, biological process: phospholipid metabolic process; negative regulation of T cell proliferation; lipid catabolic process. Bases 136 to 573 code for a protein of 145 amino acids. The record is from RefSeq and is a predicted model, not a curated record. Gene Ontology annotation, molecular function: phospholipid binding; calcium ion binding.
UGAAGAAGGAGCACAGGGAAGCCCCCAUCAGGAUAAGAUCAAGAGACAACUGAACCAAGCAUUCAUACUGCUCAACCCAGAGACCAUCCAGCUUGGAGACAGCCCAGAUUGGCCAUACCAAGACUGUCUUGGACCAUGCAGCUGGUACUGCUGUGGGUUGUGCUCAUUACUUCAGGAGGUAUGGCCCCAAGCCAGGGGAGUCUGUUGCAGCUGAAAAAAAUGAUUAAACAGGCAACAGGAAAAAAUCUUUUAUUCAGCUAUCUGAACUACGGAUGCCACUGUGGGCUAGGGAGCAGAGGUCAACCCAAAGAUGCGACUGAUUGGUGCUGCAAGAUGCAUGACUGCUGCUAUAAAAGGCUAAUAAAACAGAAAUGUCAUGUCCUUGUGGACGGGUACAACUACAACUAUAGCGACGGAGAAUUCCAAUGCUGUGGGGCGAGCCAGUGUGAGAAGGAGCUUUGCCAGUGUGACAAGGAAUUGGCCCUCUGCCUGCGGCGAAACCUCGACAGCUACCAGAACAUCUACCGUUUCUUUUUGAAGGCUCUCUGUCAGGAUCAGAACCCAAAAUGCUAG